This is a messenger RNA of Ctenopharyngodon idella (grass carp), 3498 nucleotides long. RefSeq lists its product as uncharacterized. Bases 2467 to 3498 code for a protein of 343 amino acids. Lineage: Eukaryota; Metazoa; Chordata; Actinopteri; Cypriniformes; Xenocyprididae. The transcript is spliced from 4 exons. The record is from RefSeq and is a predicted model, not a curated record.
UAUUUUUAUUUAAAAAGAUUAUAUUCAUCUAUUUUAAAUCGUAUACUCUAUUGAAUAAUCAAAAAUAAUAUUCAUAAUCUAAAAAUAAUGUAAAUAAAUGUUCAUACUUUUAUAUUUUAUUCCCUUCUCGGUUCAAAACAUAUUUUUAUCACAUGGAAUGUUUUUUCCCUUAAAACGUGUGAUUAUUUCAAUGAAAUUUCUAAUAAAUAUAAGUAGAAAUUCGAGAAUCAUCAGAGGGCAGGGUGAAAAAGUCCAGGAGAUAAAAACACCAUGAGAGGGUCGUUUCAUCACAAAGUUUUUUUCGACUCUUCGAAACUUCAUCUCAUCUUAAGCUGAUUUUUCCUGUCUCGCCAUGGCCCAGAAACAAAGUAAGUUAAACUCUAUCUUUUAAAAAUACUUGUCUAGAUAAAAUGUUUUGCUUUCUAUUUUGAAUGUCUUGUUGUAAACAAUGUUUUAUAGAUUUUUAAGUAUAAGAUUGUUAUAUUAACUAAUUGAGCAUAUUAUUAUUUUUUAGAAAGUAUUUUUCACCUAACAAGCUUUCCGUUUUAGUCACAAACGCUUUGGAAUUGAUUGCGUUUCAAGAAUUAGAUCGAAUCAGCGCUGAACAACUCAGAAUCCAGAAUUCGGAUGCUGUCUCCGAUCCUAUUCAAGACAUCCAACAGUUUUUGACUCAGCCGGGUUUUGUCGAUUUAACCCAAUCAUCCGAAUUGACUGGAGAAGAAUCUUCAAUUGAACAGCUUGCAACGCCAGAGACCACCACCAGUGAUCGCUAUGAUGAUUCUGAACUUCCGUCAGGACAACGUGUGAUUCCGGUCGAUGGUAGUAGACAGAGAAAUAACAGAGAGUCGGUUGAAGACACCAACUUAAACGAUGUAACCAGAUGGACAUCUACACAGCUGAACGCUUGGGAGCAAUUGUCUUGGAGCAGUGAUUGUGAAGUGCCCACGAGAGGUCGUCAGACACCGUUUGCUUUUCAGGAAGAAGCAAUAGAUUCUGUGAAUAAUGGUCAAGGUUGUAUUGAAAACUUAUUUGUGGAUAUGAUAAAUCGUCUUAGUAGACAACGUGAAGAAAUUCUCACCAAAUUGCAUCAACAGCAUAAUGAGAUUUGCAACAGACUAGCCAUUUACGACACUUACUUCGAUGAGAUUCGCGAUCGUCUGAAUAGACAAGAUGACAGAAUUCGCGAGCUGAUAGACAGCUGUGCCCGCUCUUCCCGCGGAAUGUUUGAAAAUUUUGCAAUCAUUCACGAUGUGUUACGUGAACACUUACGAGAGCGUCGUUUGAUUGUGGAUCUCCUCGGUGCUAUACAUCACCAAUUAUUUCGUAGAUAGAUAUCAUCCUGUUUAGCUUUGCUACAUCUCUUACAUAGCAUGUUUUCAUUAUAUUUUUAAAAAAUGUAUCCAUGAUUUUCACACUAUGAUUUAAAAACAUGUAUCACUGUUUAAUCACUGUUUUCAGCACUGAUUUUUAAAACAUUUAUCCAAUAACUUGUAUCUUUUCAGUCUGUUUUUAAAAAUUGUAUCUUUUCAAAAUUGUAUUCAACAUAAUUCAAUCUUGUCUUUUCACACUGUUCUAAAACAUUUAUCCACAAAUAACUUGUAUCUUUUUACAUCAUAUUAAAAACAUGUAUCCAUGAGUAAUCUUUUCAAUCUGUUUUUUAAAAUUGUAUCUUUUCAAAAAUUGUAUUCAACAUAUUUCAAUUCUUGUCUUUUCACACUGUUUUAAAACAUUUAUCAACAAAUAACUUGUAUCUUUUUACACCAUAUUAAAAACAUGUAUCCAUGAGUAAUCUUUUCAUUUUGUUUUUAAAAUUGUCUUUUCAAAAAUUGUAUUCAACAUAUUUCAAUCUUGUAUUGUUUUCACACUAUGUUUUACUAUAUCAUUAUCUUUUUAAAUGUAGUGUAUGUUUUGAACAAAGUUAUUAUGUGAUUUGUUCUAGACUCUGUACAACACAACCUGUUUUAAUAAUUGUCACAAACAUGCUACUAUGUGAUUUCCUUCUGUACGACAUAACCUGUUUUCACACUAUAUCAUUUUUAAGUGUACUGUAUGUUUUGAACAAAGAUAUUAUGUGAAUUGUUCUAGACUCUGUACAACACAACCUGAUUUAAUAAUUGUCACAAACAUGCUACUAUGUGAUUUGCUUCUGUACGACGCGAUCUGUUUUCACACUAUAUCUUUUUAAGUGUACUGUAUGUUUUGAACAAAGUUAUUAUGUGAUUUGUUUCUGUAUCUGUACUACACAACCUGUUUUAAUGUUUCAUUUCAUGUCAUUUUCACUGUUUUACAUUGUAUGUUAAUGAUUUAGUCACUGUUUUACACUGAUUUGUAUGCUGAUGUUUUAGCCUCUGUUUUACAUUGAUUUGUUUUUUACAAAUCAAUAGGUUGUACCUAUUCCAUUUUGUUUUAUGCUGUGCUAUAUAUUAAUUUGUAAUUGUUCGCCUCUGUAAAGGUUAGGAAAAAAAAAUGGAAGUAGAAGAAAAAUGUUCAGACGGUGGCUAUGGGUGUCAAACUCUCACAUACCUGUUACUGAGCGCGAUCGAAAAUAAUGAAGCGGGCAUACAAAAUAUUUCUCUUUCCGAUAGAUUACAACAUCUAAAAAAUACGUAUCCAAAUUCUGCAGAUUUGACAAAUAUGUUUACGUUGCAUCAAAUUUCUAAUUUGGAUCAGUUGGAAAUAACAGUAGAUCAAAGCCUAAAUCAUAAUCUGUGCAAUCGUUUACAGGAAAUAAUAAACAGUCACAAUGCGCAGGUAAUACAAUACGGUAGUGGUUUACGUAAUACAUCCGAUCAGACUUCCAAUGUUGCACCUACCUCUUCAGAAAAUGAUGAUUUCACACAACCAUCGACUAGUCACGCAACGCUUGAUACAAAUAAUGCAGACCGAUCCAACGACGCAGGAUCAUCUUCAGGUACUUCACUACCGAGUCGUGCCGAUAUCGCAGCAUUGUUAGAUCGGGGUGGAACUGUAAACGGAUAUCGUGUUUUGCCUAGACCCAGAUUCAAUAGUGUGGAACUGCAAAGAUCCAUGAAUCUGAGGGAGAUUAACUCUACCGAUUUGGCCGCAUAUCACAUUUUCUUUCACGACACCAUGGCUGAAGUAGUAUCCUUAGCCCGGCAUAUCGGUGGGGAUGGUAGUGUUAUCAACUUGACCUUGAAAGGUCCAAAUUUAAAAUCGGAUGUUACAGGUGUUUUAACACCCAGUAAUAAUUAUGACGUUAACAUCUUCAUCGAUCAAAUCAGUAGGAUUUUACAAAGUGAUGAUCAGCUUAUGUCGGACGACCAGAUUGAAAUUCAAGCUAACAUAGCCAUGAAUAGACAAGGCGGCGGCACUCGCCGUAAACUUGUAGAUUUGUCUCUCAAUGAGGUGAUUAAAAGAAAAAAGAUGAGUUUAUUUUGUCCGAUGAAUGUUUCGAACAAAUUAUGCUUCUCUAUCUGUCUUGCACGUUUUUUGAAUUCUCAGUUACCGGAGAGAGCGAAUUGGAAUCGUGUGCACUGA